AUGUCAGAUAGUCACAAACCAAAAAUACAGUACGCCGUGCGGGCACGGUCAGCCUCAGACGACUCGACAUCAUCAACAUCAACAUCCACCACCACUCCACCCAAUCCACGAACCCGAGCAUUAUCCAUCGUCACAACGCCUUCGUUGAAGUCUCCUCGCGCUGCACGUUUCGCAGAGGCCACUGCUGUAAACUCCCCCAUCGAGCCAAGUACCACGGGAAAGGCCAAUUUCACGUCGCAACCAGCUUCGAGAUCGUACAUGGCGCAACCCCAGGUCUCGGAUGUUGGCUUCGGCUACGUCAACAAGCAUGAAUCUGUCGAGAUGCCCAAUACCGAUUACGAACCUCCGCUCACUGCAAAGUCGGUUUCCUUCCCCAAGACUGCAUUGAAGAGUGCCAUGAAGACUCCAGGAGCACCGCCCAAGAAUCUCGAAGCCAUGCUCAGUCCGACAUUCCGGGAAGAACAUGCUCUGGAGAAGCACGAACAGCAUACCGACAAGGAGCAAGUCAAAGAUCUGAAAAUCAAAACCCGCGUCCGCGUGGCAAAGUUCCUCCUCCGCGGCGUCUCCUUCUCCUGCUCCCUCAUCGUAAUCGGCAUGCUCGCCUCCACCUUUGCAAUCUUCAACGCCACCAAAGCCCUGCCUCCGAGAAAUUCCCUCCCACCUUGGGCCAAAGGCCAACAGACCUGGCCACAAAUCAUGCUCCUCGUCAUAGCUUGCAUCUCCCUCGCAAUGUGCUCCUUCAUCCUCUUCAACUACUGGCGAGGAGGCCACAAACGCGCCGAAAAGACCGCCGUCUACUUUACAGCAUUCUCGGUCGGAGUCUUCAUCUUCACGGUCAUUAUGUGGGCUAUUGGCGCAGCCGUCUUGCAGACCUCCCGAACAAAUGGCAACAACAAAGACAUGUGGGGAUGGGCCUGCGUCAACAACCAGAGGAAAUCUCUCUUCGAGAACGAAGUCGACUAUGAGCUCAUCUGCCGCCUGCAAAACUGGAGUCUGGUCUGCGCAAUCAUCGAAAUCGUAGUCGAAGUCAUCGUCAUCGCAGUCUACGGCAUCGUCUUCUAUCGCUUCUGGACCCGUCGAAGACUGCGCAAGUCCAUGGCUGCUCGCGAUCGCGCUCGAUCAGACUUGUAUCUCGCACAACUUCGCUCGCAAUCCGCACCCAACACUCCCGGCGGCCCCAUGUCUCCUCGCGAUGGAGGCUGGAGAGCACCAACCACGGAAUACUACGCCCACGGCCCCUCUCUGGAAGAAGGCAACGGAGAUGUCCGCUACGUCGACGCCUCGCAGAAAGCCCGCGAACCUGCCGCACCGUUCAAACUCCAAGCUCCUCCCAUCCGCGUCACCAACGCCACGCCCAAAAUACAAAGUAUGGGUUUCCAACCCGUGACUGUCACGACAAGAGAACGUGAACGCUCAAGAACGCCUUCCCCCGACGUYGUGGUGGAUCAAAGAUCCCCAUUAAUGGCAGAGGCUCCUCGGGAAGUGCGACAGGAGCAUUUCGCAGCUGUAGCGCCUGGAGAGCAAGUAUACGACUCCGUUCCGAUUCCCGGUGCUUAUGAAGCGCCCAUGUCCCCGGGAUUUGAAGCGAGGGGCGGUGGGAUGAAUUUCCCUUCAAGAUGA
Molecule: messenger RNA, 1620 nt
Organism: Ramularia collo-cygni
Lineage: Eukaryota; Fungi; Ascomycota; Dothideomycetes; Mycosphaerellales; Mycosphaerellaceae
Exons: 2
Coding region: 1-1620 (539 amino acids)
Source: RefSeq, a predicted model, not a curated record